Hyalella azteca is the source of this 6901-nucleotide messenger RNA. RefSeq lists its product as uncharacterized. The record is from RefSeq and is a predicted model, not a curated record. Gene Ontology annotation, biological process: double-strand break repair via homologous recombination. NCBI's taxonomy places the organism in Eukaryota, Metazoa, Arthropoda, Malacostraca, Amphipoda, Hyalellidae. Gene Ontology annotation, cellular component: chromosome; cytoplasm. Bases 15 to 5891 code for a protein of 1958 amino acids. The transcript has 14 exons. Gene Ontology annotation, molecular function: 3'-5' DNA helicase activity; ATP binding; nucleic acid binding.
AUUAAACAAGGAACAUGUCGGGAAAGGAGUCCAUUUUAUCUACAAGUGACCUGGAUUCUAAGGUGAAAGUGAAAUUGCAAGAUCACCUUAAUAAUACCUUUCACCAUUUGGAUUAUCGCAGUUCAUUACAGAAGCAGGCCAUCUUGGCUGCUGUGAAGGGAAGCCAUGACGUGUUUGUAUGUAUGCCAACCGGUGCAGGCAAGUCACUAUGCUACCAGUUGCCUGCUGUUCUUGCUGAGGGUAAAGUAGCUGUUGUUGUGUGUCCUCUCAUUGCUCUUAUCAAGGAUCAGUUGGACCAUCUGAAGAAGCUUAAGAUACCAGCAGCCACAAUCAACAGCAAAAUAACUUCUACUGAAAGAAAGAAAGUUAUUGAUGAUCUUCGGUCUUGUAAGCCUGAUACCAAGCUGUUGUACAUCACUCCUGAACAAGCAAACACUUCCACAUUUCAGAGCUUAGCAGAACACAUGAGUCGACACAAGAAAGUUUCGUACAUUGUGGUUGAUGAAGCCCAUUGCGUGAGCCAGUGGGGUCAUGACUUCAGGCCCGACUACCUGAAGCUCUCACAUCUACGACGCAUGGUCCCUAGAGUGCCUUGGAUAGCUCUUACUGCCACAGCAACAGCCCAGGUGACUGAGGACAUUGAACAUCAGCUGGCCCUCCGAGAUCCUGUGCUGCGAUUUAAAGCCUCUUCAUACAGGCGUAAUCUUUUCUAUAGUGUCAAGUUCAAAGAAGUUCUUGAUGAUCCCUAUGCAGACCUCAAAGAAUUCCUUGCUGAAGCUCUUGGUGGUGAACUCUCCCACAGAACUAAAAAAUCUGGCUGUGCUAUAGUGUAUUGCCGCACUCGCAACGCUACUGAAGAAGUGGCUGAAGCUCUCAGCUACCGAGGGGUACCAACCAAAUGCUACCAUGCAGGCCUGAAGGACAAGGAGCGAGCUGAGGUGCAGGACAGCUGGAUGAGAGGCGACGUGCCUGUCAUUACCGCCACCAUCUCCUUCGGCAUGGGCGUGGACAAGGCAUCAGUCAGGGCGGUGGCGCACUGGAGUGUCCCCCAGAGCAUGGCUGCGUACUACCAAGAGUCAGGCCGUGCUGGCCGGGACGGCAAGCCUGCGCAGUGCCGUAUCUACUACAGCAGAAAAGAGCGCGGCAUCAUCGAGUUCUUGAUGAAAAAAGAUGUAUCAAAGGCAAAAACUUCACGGAAGGAAGAUGUCGGGAAAGCUGCAUUAAAAGGCUUUUUUGAAGUCAUAAAAUUUUGUGAAGAUCCAAAUUGUCGGCACUACAGUUUCUGUAAGCACUUCGGCGAGCAAGGUGGACUGGACGGGGGAGUGGGCAGCUCCCGCACAUGUGGCAGCCACUGCGACUACUGCACCAACACCAAGGGCGUGGAGCAGCUCAAGGUCGCGUUUAUGGGCGCGUUGCUGCGUAAGCGCACUCCCCUGUUCACCGGACCCUCGCCUCGCUACCUCGGCCGCGAGGACAACGAACUUUAUGGAGGGGGCAGAAGGGGGCAAAAAAGGGAAGCGGAAUGCUAUAACGAGGACAACGACUUCGACAUUCGAGAUUUAGAACAUUCCGAGAAGAUCCGGCGCACGGCUAUUAUCUCUGAGCAGUUUGCUUUAAGACGCAAAGGGAGAGCGAAUGAGACGCCUGAGCACGGUAACAGCGCCAGAAAUUCGGCCAAUGAAACAAAUUCAGGAAAAAAUAAGAGCAAGAUAGCGGAGAAGCUGAGGGCAGAGGAGGAGCUCAAGGAGCAACUUAACAGAACCAAGCUGAGAGCAGCUGAGUUCACGGCCAUCAAGAUUGCUGGACUCACCAUUUAUACUCGUGAGAGCUACCUGGCGCUGCUGCAGCAGGCGCUGGAGCAGAACAGCGAGCUGAGCAGCGUACGCUGCCGUGACCGCCAGCAGCUCCUGAGUCCCCUGGCCGUUGAGUGGGAGUAUCUAGCCUACAGCAGCACUGCCGUCAAGAUGAUGUACCAGAAGAACAUGAUGGAUAGGAUCAAGAAAUUGCGGGAGUCGACCAAAAGUUUUCAAGUUAAUGCCGAGGUGCAAGAUCUCCUGGACAAGCUGGAGCGAGGAGAGAUUGCUCUCGCACCGCAGCAAGAGCAGCGCGCGGACAGAGCAAUCACUGACUUCUAUGCUCCGUCCAAGCGACGUCGUGGCGAGAACCAAGAUCAGCAGGAGAAGAGUGACAAAGAGACCACAGAAACAAAUGAUAUGAAUCAUGUUGAAAAAAUGGAAACGUCCAGCUCAGACGAAGAUAAUGACAAGUCCGUUAAGCUCACGCUAGAAUGUAAGAAAGAAUCUGAGAAUGAUGGUACAAGUGAAAAGGAAGAAGAUAACAUUAGUAACAUGGAAACAACCUCAUGCACUCGUUCAAGGAGGAUGUUGAGCUCUGAUGAAGACAGCGAUGACUUACGAGCGAGCGCCGCCUCCUCUACGGAUGUAGACUCCGCUGGAAGCUCGAACUUCAAUCCCUGGUUUGGUGAUGAUGCAUUUGAAGAUGCCGAUGACUAUGAUAUUGAUAAAGAUGAUGCCUCGGAUCGUCUCGAUGAUGUCAGUAAUUCCAAGCUUGUAGGCAAGUGCAAAGUGGGUGAUGAGAAGUCAUUGGGAGAUACUAAUAACGAGCUCUUCAUGAAAACACAAACAUCUUGUUUAUCGUCUAGCGAAGCGGGCGCUGAGGGGCAACAGACGGACAAUAUUAACACAUCUUUGUCUUCAAGUGACGAUUCAAUGCCGCUCAAUAAGACUCAGGAGAAAAAGGCGCCUGACACAGACGCGACUGAGGAAAAAUAUUACUAUGAUUCUAUGGGUGUACUCCGUAUUUCUGGUGGAAAUUUAGCAAGUGCCAAACUGCAAGAAGAUGAAAGUAGUGUAGAUAGUUUUGAAGGCUCAAAAAAUACGUCUUCUGAAAGCGUUAGUAGUUUGCUGCAAUAUAAAGACACAACAAGAGAAACGUUCAAGAGAAACAAUCAAAGUUACCACACAUUGAGUAGCAGUAGCAGCGAACCUCCUUCACGUCACACAAGCGUUGAGAAAGAAUUGCCUGAUACAACAGCUCGUAAUGAGGUUUUUGGCCAUGAGUCAGAAGCCUUUACAACAUGCACAAAAAUACAAGGAUUUUUUUCACCCCAUGCUAACAGUUUGAAGAUAAAUAAUCUCCCUUGUAUUGGUGAACAAGCUCUGAAUGGGUUAGUAGGAGUAACUCAAUUCAAGUUAUCUAAGACGACUGAUCCUGAUCGGCUGGUUGAGCUGGGCAAAUCUGCUGAUUCUGUGAAAGGAUUUUGUUUAGCAUCUCAUGUGCUUUCUGAUAGAUGUGAAGAUGAGAAAAGGGAAAACGCUAAGCGUAAAAAUUCCAAUGCUGUCACUUCCGUUAAGAAACGACCCAAGCUUGAGCAGGUUAAAGCUCAGAAACUAAAGUUGAUUGAUUUAUUUGACGUAGAUUCUUCUUGCGAUGAAAGUGACAUCAGACUUAAGGAGAAGAAAAAAUUGGGCCCUGACGAGCGUCGUAAAAAGGAAACCUCGAAAUCUUCGAGUUUGAAAGAACGUCCCAUCAGUCGAGAAGCUGUUGAGCGUAGUUCUCAGAAGCAGAAAAUUAUCAUAUCGGAUCAAGCCGACCAUCUCGGUUCAACGCGUACUUCUCAUCGUAAAAUUACAGAUCAGAGACCGCGUAGUGAAGUGAAAAAUAUUCAAUCUCAAAAAUCUUCACCGGAUCUUGUCUGUAAAGAAGGACUGGCGAAGCCUGGGAAAGUUGUUGCAGCCUCACAGAACGUUGACAGCCGAAGUAACGAUGUUGUCAGACGGGAACAAGUAAGUUUAAGUGAGAAUCAUAACCACAAGUCGGAGAAAAACACAAAAAUUGUCAAGUUAGACAGUAAAAUGGAGAAAAAUACUUCUACUCGCGCGGCAGAUCGACAGCCUAAAAAGUUAAUGGAGAUCGAUUUAUUUGCCCAGUCUUCUAUUUCUGAUGAAGAGUUGAUGGACAUCACUCGUAGUAUGGACAAGAAAAUGGCUCGGUCGCAUAGCCAGAAACAACUGCCGGAGCCUGACAAGCAAAGCCACGGGAAAAAGAAAGAUAUUAGACUGAAUAAUGAGCUUGGUACUAAUAAUACUGUUGCUCAAACUUGUGUGAGAAGCACUAUCGUCCAAGACAAGAAUAAAAAUCAAUCGGCAAAUAAUUUCGUUGAAAGCAAAGAAAAGAAUCUUCCUACUCACUCAAAAGUCAAGUCAAGUGAAAGGCCUUUACUAGACGCCAUUGAUAAACACGCCACUUCAACUGUGAAAACAAAUAGCAUAGAAAAUUCGAUGUGGAGUCACAAUGAAUCUAAUCCAAAGAAGUGCCGCUCCAGGAGCCCAAGUAAUAAGGUUCAAAAGAAUUUAACUUCACGCUCGCAUGUGUCGAGCUCAGAGACAUGUGGUGACAGCAAUAGUUCAGUUGCUAGAAACAUGAACCAAUCGCACGUGAAAAGAAGCUCGAAAAUUAAUGAUACGAAACAAGGCAAUAGUGAAACGAUUACCCAUCACAGCUCUGCGGUAUCCGCUUCGAAAUGUGGAAGUAGCAGCAGCAAAAACAAGACGGUUAUUCCAGUGAAACUGAAGACCUUCGAUUUGUUCGCUGGCAUCGAGGAACCCGAGGUCUCAUCUGUUAAAAAAGUUUUGAAGUCUAAAUCAGAGAAGAAAAAGUCUUCAGGUGCAUCUGGAAAUGAUUGCAAAGCAUCCCUUGGCAAUGUAUCUUCAAGUAAAAAUGUUCACUGUAAAGCUGGCAAGUUGAAGGAUCUUUUUGACAUGAGUGAAGAUGAUCUCACCGACGAAGAUGAAGAAGUAAUUCCUAAACCAAGAGUUGAUGUCACGGAAAUGACUCAAAGUAGAGGAACUUCCAUCAGUCCACGCGCCGAACAUUCCUCCGACAGUUCAGAUAACGAGCAUAAAACAGGACGUGAUUCUGUUGCUAAUGUUUCACCUGAGAUUAAAAGGUCUACGUCUUCUACCGUCACCGUUGAUGCAAAGCAUAACUUUUCUUUUAUUCACAAGAAAAAGGAUAAGCUACCUAUGGUGGAUGGAACGAAAGAAAAACAUGAAUUUCCUACUUAUGAGCCUAAAGUUAAGCGAGUCAGUCAUUACAAUUCAAAAACGGAUAAAAAUACGAUCAAUGUAUCCCUGAAUAAGUCAAAGUGCGCUACUUCGAGUAAACGGGAAGAUGAAGCGUUCCUGACUCGUGAAGGCAACAGCCAGGGAGACAACUCGCUUAGUAGUAAGCCGCCAAAUUCUACGAAAAAAAUUAAGAAGAAAGACAGGUUUUCUAAAAACCCAGUCGAGAUAACCUGCCAUGCUAAAGAAUCCCCUGAUAACGAUGAAGUUCUGAGCUUGGACGAUCAUGAAACUGUACCGCAAUCAGUGGCACCUUCAGGCACCGCGUGCUCCUCUGUUCCAGCGACAGUGUCUUCAAAUUCUAUUCCCAAUAACGUUAUUCCAUUAAUUGAUCUUGGCAGCGGUGAUUCCGUUAAAACUCAGGUGGGAGAAACUACACUCAUACCUGAACUUGAUGUAAUUAAUCCAAUUCAACUUCCCAUUGAUGUAAGCGCUGCCAAACCCACUGAAAGUUCCAGUGUUGCUUCCAUUCAAUUAAACGGCCGGAAUUCCAGUGUAAACCUAAAGAAGGUGGUGGCUGACGCUGUAGUGAAGUGUCUCACGCCUCGCUACAAGAAAGGCGAAGUAAGCAGCAAGGAGGUUUUCAAGAUAUUGGCUAGACAUCUCACCAGUAAAGUAUUGUCUACUCCUGGCGCGACCGAACAGCGUUCAAGAGAAGCUGCUGUUGCACACUACGCAACGAAAGUUUUCGAUAGAAGUAAAGGCGUUGUUAGUUCUGAGGAACUAAUUGUGGCUGUGCUCUCAUAAUAAAACAAUUGCGUCUAGCAAGUUGUUAAAGGAAAAUAGGUCCCAGUUACAGUAAAUUUAGUUUUCUUGAUAUUAUUCAUAAGCUGGCCUUAUAUUUUGAUCGUGAUGGAAUUUCUGACAGUAAUUUUUGGAAAUUGUUGGGGAUUCUUCAUAGCUUUGUAUUUUUGUAGCGAAAGAUAGGUUAGCUUGAGGUUGUGUAUUAAAUUCAACCGAUUCAUGCUCUAGAUUUAUAGUUGGUGCUAAUCGUAUAUCAAUAUUGGCUGUACUACCAUUACUGUUAACUUAUUCAAUAUAUUGUUGAAUUUACUCCCGCUAUUUCUCUUACUGUUCAUUAGUGCUGUGAUGCUGCAUAUUUAUUCUCUUAAGUUAGUGCAGGUAUUUUUAGGCAGUUAGGGUUUUAUUAUAGAAAUUUGCAACUUGAUUGGAUUUCGGUGGAAAUAAAUAUAAUGUUGAAUGUAUGUUCUUUGCCUUCAAUGCUUGCCACAAUAUGUUUGGUACAUGCCUUUUUGAGCCGUGAUUUAUGUUCACGGAAAAUUAGAUUUCAUCAAAAUUUAUAUUCAGGAGGGUUAAAGGGAAGGGACUUAUGCACAUAUCUAUGUUCCUUAGCUGUUUGCUCUCAUCAUCAUCUUGAGUUUUUCCUUGUGUCGUAAUGCAUUAUACAGUCUGUUUGUGUGGGUGUGAGCAAUGUCGUGUGUAUAUAACAAUUAGUGUUUUAGUCGCAAACUCUGAUGAACAUAUUUCUGAUGUGAUGCUUAAGGCCAGUUAGUUUUUUUCGAUAAACUUCGAACCGAAGUGAUGUAGAUGAACGCUUGUAUGCUGAAUGCAGCAGCAGAUGAUUUUGACCAUGAUUGAACUAGUAUAAGGUUGACCCAUCAGAAGCCCAUCUAAGCGGAUGUAGUUUGUUUUACGCCUGUGACGUCACUGAUCUCAGUGAUGUCACGGCCAUUAACAAUUCACAGAAAUACGAGCAAACCAGUCAACCAAUCCGUCAUGGGAAUGACGGGUUUGCU